CCUUUAGGUGUCUCUAUAGCUGCCUGACGGAAAACGUCACUGCGCCGCUUCUGCCCUUCAACGGCAUCAGUUGUUCUCCACAUGCUAAAAUACCAUCGUGUCAGAGUUUGUUAGGCGGCUUUUGAUGCGGCUUUAGGGUUCUUCUCGUCUUACUUCUCCGUUCGGUGUUUUCUCGGGUCCAGUCCACCUCGGCAAUGGAGUGUCGCGUGUUGUCCAUCCAGAGUCAUGUUGUCAGGGGAUACGUCGGGAACAAGUCUGCAACGUUCCCUCUGCAGGUGCUGGGCUUUGAAGUGGACUCCAUCAACUCCGUUCAGUUCUCCAACCACACAGGCUAUGCCCACUGGAAAGGGCAAGUACUGACAGCAGAAGAGCUGAAUGUGCUGUAUGAGGGCAUUAAGCUCAACGAGGUCAACCGCUAUGACUACAUCCUCACAGGGUACAGCAGAGACUCGUCCUUCCUGGAGACGGUGGUGGACAUUAUUCAGGAGCUGAAGAAGGCCAAUCCCAAGCUAGUGUACGUUUGUGACCCUGUCAUGGGAGACCACGGGGCCAUGUACGUUCCAGAGUAUCUGCUGCCAGUCUACAGGGACAAAGUAGUGCCUUUGGCCGAUAUCUUGACCCCCAACCAGUUUGAAGCAGAGCUACUAACUGGGAGGAAAAUCACCACAGAGGAAGAUGCUGUUGAGGUGAUGGAAUUGCUUCACAAAAUGGGCCCAGAGACCGUAGUCCUCACCAGUACGGACCUGCCAUCAAAACGUGGGGACCAGUUCCUGGUGGCCCUCGGGAGCCAAAACAUAGUGAAAGCAGAUGGGACCAAAAGCAGUCAGAAGAUCUGCAUGGACAUGCCCAAAGUGGAUGCUGUGUUUGUGGGGACAGGAGACCUGUUUGCUGCCAUGUUGCUGGCCUGGACCCACCAUCACCCUGAAGACCUGAAGACUGCCUGUGAAAAGACUGCUUCUGUCAUGCACCACGUUAUUAGGAGGACCAUGACGUAUGCCAACGAGAUGGCCGGCCCGGGGAAAAGGCCCAGCCCUGCACAACUGGAGCUGAGGAUGGUUCAGAGCAAAGCCGACAUCGAGAACCCUGCCGUUGUGCUGAACGCUACCGUUUUACACAAGUCUUCCCGCUGAAGACGGUAGCGUUUCCCUGCACGUUGACAUCUUGCUGGUAAAAAAUCAACUUCAAAUCUGAGCGGGCCGCCACACACAUUUAGGAUUGUCACAUUAAAGACUUUUGUGUCUCUGUCUGACAGAAACUCUGAGGAAGUACAACUACUUUUUUCAUGUGCGCCUUCAGCAGGGCUGUGAUUAUAUGUACAUUCUGCUCACAAAAACAGUGGGAAUCACUGCCAUGUUUGUGUACUAUGGUCUGCGUAGACCGCAUCUGCCAUUUAAUAGAAAAAAACACACCAUUAGACAACUAGCUUUAGGUCUGAAGAUAGUUUAAGUGUACUUCAAUCCUUGACGUCAUUAAAUGGUGUAAAACAACCCUUAAAAAGAUGCAUGCAUGACCAUGCCUCUACUUGCUUUGGCUAUGACUGUAAGUAAGGACGAGUCCGUUUAUCAUCCAAUUGUGUGUGUUAUCACCUUCUACAUGCAUUGCAAUGGAUGACUUGUAUUGGAUGUGUAUUGUGAUUCACACAAAAUGACAAACAUUUAAUGCAAAUAACAUGUAUUCUCUACAGUUUCCUUAGCCCAAGUUGUUUCACUGCAAUUGCAAUUUAAUGAUAAUCAUCAGAAUAGUUUUUGACUAAAAUUAUUCCAUUAAUCAACUUUCUGAAAAUGUUUUUCAGCGGCUUUUUUAAUUAUGCAUUGAUGUCUUGAACUAGCUGAUGUAUAACAUGUUAGAUCCAUGUCUUAAUCAUCUCAAAUUGAGGUAUUUGCACAGAUAAUCUUAAUAUAUUUCCUAAUGAUCAUUGUCUUGUUCUUUUCCUGUUGUCAUGUCUUAACGAAAGAGUCUGUAGGAGUCACCAUCCUGUUUAUAGCCUUAAUGGGGGUUAGAAGAUGUUAGAAGAACAACAACAUUGGUUUUGACUGUUUUCAUGUACCAAUGUAAUAAUUGAUCCUCAAGGAUGUUAAAAAUUGAAGUGCCAAACCUCGAGCUGCUGCUCUGACAGAAAAAAAAGAAUAUAACAACAGAAAUAAAUGAUUCAUAUUUUA
Molecule: messenger RNA, 2159 nt
Organism: Pungitius pungitius (ninespine stickleback)
Lineage: Eukaryota; Metazoa; Chordata; Actinopteri; Perciformes; Gasterosteidae
Product: pyridoxal kinase-like
Exons: 11
Coding region: 195-1130 (311 amino acids)
Biological process (GO): pyridoxal 5'-phosphate salvage
Cellular component (GO): cytosol
Molecular function (GO): pyridoxal kinase activity
Source: RefSeq, a predicted model, not a curated record